AUGUGGUUGCCUGCGGCUCUUUCUGCCCUUCUCAAGUCGGAGGGGUCUGUGGACGGUGAGAGGAUUGAGGCCUCUCCCGAGACUCCGAAGUCCUGGACAGCACAAACACCAUCAAGGCUGCGGCAUCGACUUCGAUGGCGACUGCCAGCUGCAAUGGAAGCACAGGAGGCUGCGCCCAACCCGGAGCUCGGAAGGUCUCCGGGCGCGACACCGUGCGAGGAGGGCGAGGAGGCGCCAAGGAUAGCUUGCGAAAAAAAGGAGGAGAAAGAGGAAGAGGAACCAGACUUGCCAGAGGCGAAGCAGGUGCAGCCUGAAGAGAGGGAAGAUGUCAAGGACUGGAAGCGGCGGAAAGAAGAAGAGCUACAGAGGCGGGAGAUCUUCAAAGCAGCCAUGCUCAAAGAGAAGCAGGCACAGGAGGCCUUUUCGCCGCCGCCGAGGACCGUGGAGAUGCCAGAAGAAGGCGCUGACGAAGCCACUGCGUUCUCUCCGCGGGCGCUCACCUUCCGGCGCCCCCUUGCAGCAUCGCCGAUGGCGGGGCGGCUGGCACCCCGUAGCCCACCGCCCAAGUCACCCAGCCCCAGGUUGACGGCACCCUUGCCGUUCGCUGAAAAGCCCUCAAGGCUUUCCCCACCGGCCUCACCUCAGCCGAGCGGCCUGUCGCCCGAAUUGCCUUCGGCACUGCCAAGCCACUACGAGCGGUUCGCCAAGCGCGAGGACUGGGACCGCACGUCUCAAGCCUCGUGGGCCUCGGACCAGGACUACGCCAAGGAUGUGAAAGCAGCCCGGGCGAACUUGAAGGCUCGGAAAGGAAGCAAGGAGAAGUACGACCGCACCAAGUCACCCUCCACCGUGCCACUUUCGCCCGCCAAUAGUCAACUCUUCUCUCCCAGCAGCAGCUUCCUGUUUCCGCCCAGCCCGGCUUCACCGCAAGUGAGCCCACUUGGCAAGGGCUUUUCGCAAAGCUUCAGCUUCAACCGCAACGACACGGGAUUAACUGCACAGCUCUCCACUCAGCUCUCCUCCCAGCAGUCGGGGUCGUUGGCACAGCCGGCGGCGGAUGCCGACGACGAUGAGUACGACUCGAAUGAUGAGCAGGCCAUGCUCAGCAGAUAUGCCCAGAGAUGCAAUCCAGAGAAGAUUCACAAGGUCCGUUCUGCUCUACUCCAGCUGGGGCAUCAGAUUCCCAGCCAGAAGGAAGAGGUCGAACAGGAGGUGCAAGCGUAUCAGCAGACCAUGCAAGACCGUCUAACUCGCCUGGGAGUCUCCGGCCCCGGCGGUGCAAGCACCGUGUCUGCGGACCCCUCGGAAGCUGUGAAGGAUGCUCUGUUGCGCUACCACAGCGCCUGCGAGAAGUUGGGAAAGCUCUACGCCUUCGAAAAGCCCAAGCGAGAUGCCCCGCCGGACAUGGAAGCACGAAGGCAGAUCGCACGCUUCGUGAGAGAUCUAAAGGAGGCAGAUCCCGAUCGCUAUGGACCGACGGAGGCCCGGCGAGUGAGCGUGAUCCAAGUGGAACCGUUGAUAGAGCCCACGCAGGAGCCGAUGACCGCGGAUGACCGCGGACCGGAGAGUGCGGCGCAGGGGCGGGGUGCACCGGGGAAGGUGGUGCGACCCUUGGUCGCCGCGGACCUGGCGGGCCACACCCUGUGGGUGGACGUGCAUGGGCCUUUGCUCCGCUUCGCUUAUGCUCAGCCCUUGUACCAUGUAGGCAUCAUCCAGCGGUUCCUCCUUUUUGCCAAGGAGCUUCAGUCCUACGGAGCCACUCCGAUCUUUGUUUUCGAUUCCAACCGCCCCAAGGAGGCAAAGGUGCGACACACCUUGCUGAAGCGAGAUGGCGAGUGGAUCCAGAGGAGCAAGCAAAGCCAAGAGGAGCACCGACAGCUCAAGUCCCUGAUCACCCAACUGGCUGAGUCUCGUGGCCAGUUGGAGGAUGCGGCAGGACAGAAGCGGAACAGCUUCAAGUUGGCGGAACACUACGCACGCAAGAGCAUACGGAUCGGAGCGGGUUUGCUGCAGAAGUUAUACGACGAGUUGGAGAAGGAGGACUGGAAGGUUUGUGUGGCGAGCCGUGGUGACGCGGAAGAAGAAGCCGCCAAGCGCUGUGGUUCCGGAUCCUUUGUCGCUUCGGAAGAUUUGGAUGCGCUGAUCUAUGGUGCACCCAGGUUGAUCAGUGACUCGGGAAAGAAGAACUACAUGCUGAAGCAUCGGAGGUAUGCAGUAGAGCUUUAUAAGCCAGUCCUGAUUUAA
Messenger RNA from Durusdinium trenchii, 2244 nucleotides. Lineage: Eukaryota; Dinophyceae; Suessiales; Symbiodiniaceae. The record is from the annotation of a GenBank genome assembly.